Molecule: messenger RNA, 2358 nt
Organism: Humulus lupulus (European hop)
Lineage: Eukaryota; Viridiplantae; Streptophyta; Magnoliopsida; Rosales; Cannabaceae
Product: zinc finger BED domain-containing protein RICESLEEPER 2-like
Exons: 2
Coding region: 1-2358 (785 amino acids)
Molecular function (GO): protein dimerization activity; DNA binding
Source: RefSeq, a predicted model, not a curated record
AUGGAAAUUGAAGAUGAAAAUGUGGAUGAUUUGGUGAAAGAAUGGAUUAAAUAUGUAGAGACUGAAGAAGGGGCUGCUGAAAUCGAACGACCGCAAAAAAGGAAGAGGAAAGGGAAAAAAACAUCAACUAUUUGGGAACAUUUUACUAUGGUUAAGAAAAAAGUAAAAGGUAAAAAUAAUAAAGAGGAAAAAGAAGAGGAUAGAGCAGAGUGCAACUAUUGUGGAGCUGAUUAUGCAGCUGAUAGUAAGUAUUGUGGGACUAGUACAUUGUGGAGUCAUGUUGAGAAAAAGUGCAGGAAGUGUCCAUUUAGUGAGUGGGUAGAGCAGAAUAAGAAACAAACGAUGAUAACUCAAUUUACAAAGAAGACUCUUGAUUCUGAAGUUAACUCAAGUGGGACUACCACAAUGAAGUUUUGUCAGAAUAAAGUGAGAGAAUUGAUUAGCAAGUACUUCAUUAUUGAUGAGCUUCCCUUUAGGCAUAUUGAAGGGAAAGGGUUUCGCUUGCUUGUUACUCAUUUUUUUCCAAAAUUUGACUUUCCUUCAAGAUUUACAAUUGCUCGUGAUAUCUACCAGUUGUUUUUGGAGGAAAAGAAAAAAUUGAGAAAUGAAUUUGUCAAUCGUAGGUUGUCUUUAACUACUGAUUGUUGGACUUCCAUACAAAAUAUUAGUUACAUGUGCCUAACUGCUCAUUGGAUUGAUGACAAUUGGAAGAUGCAAAAAAGGAUUAUUAGUUUCAUUCAGGUUCCUAGCCAUAAAGGUGACAUGGUUGCAAAAGAACUGAUCAGUUGCCUCAAUCAUUGGGGGAUUACUCAACUUUUCUCUAUCACUGUUGACAAUGCCUCUUCAAAUGAUGUAGCUUUGAGAAAAGUCAAGGAAUAUUUGUCUGAAAAACCAAAUGCUUUAGUUUUGGGUGGAGAGAUGUUUCAUAUGCGGUGUUGUGCACAUAUUCUGAACUUGGUUGUUAGUGAUGGUUUAAAAGAAAUGAGUUAUGCCAUUUCUAGCAUAAGGAAUGCAGUUAGGUAUGUGAGAUCUUCACCAGCUAGGUUGAAGAGGUUCAAAGAAGCAUGUAAAGAUGUAAAUGUUGAAUCGAAAGCUUUAUUAUGUUUAGAUGUGGUGACAAGGUGGAACUCCACCUACAUGAUGCUAGAGGCUGCAUUGAAGUUUAAGAAAGCUUUUAGGUAUUUGGAAGGGGAUGCAAAUUACACAAAGUAUUUUGAAGAAGAAAGAGUAAAUGGAGAAAAAGUUGAUGGGCCACCAGACAAUACUGAUUGGACUAAUGCAGAAGUAUUUGUUAAGUUUCUCAAGGCAUUUUAUGAACUUACAUUAAAGUUCAGUGGGUCAUUGUAUGUCACAUCAAACCUUUUCUUCCAAGAGAUUCUUGAAGUUCAAGUUGAGCUGAAUGAUAUGAAGAGUAGUACAGAUGAAAGAUUCAAAUUGAAGUUUGACAAGUAUUGGGGCAAUGUUGAGAAGAUUAAUUUGUUGCAAUAUAUUGCCUCUAUUUUGGAUCAAAGAUUCAAAUUGGAUGUUGUUCAUAACGGUUUCAGGUAUCUCUAUGAUCCCAUUCUAGCUGAAAAAAUGAUAAAGAAAGUUGAGAAUAUGAUGACUACCUUGUAUGCAUUUUAUAAGGGCACUGUUAUGACACCUAGUUCCUCUAAUGAUCAACAAGCAAGUCAAAGUGUCACUUCCAAUGCAAGUGGAAGUUCUAGUAGCUCGUCAUUUCUUAUUAAGCGAAGGUUUAUUUCGAGUGAAGUAACCAGCAAUGAUUUGGAUGAUUAUUAUGCAGAUCGAAAGGAAAAGUUAGUUGAGGAUACUAAUUUUGACAUUCUAGAUUGGUGGCAAAGGAAUGGAAACAAGUAUCCUAUUGUCUCUCAUAUUGCAAGAGAUGUUCUGGCUGUUCAAAUGUCUACUGUUGCCUCUGAAUCAGCUUUUUCAACUGGAGGACGGAUUCUCGAUCCAUUUAGAAGCUCUUUGUCUCCAAAGAUGGUCGAGGCUUUAAUUUGCUCAAAGAAUUGGUUGACUUGUGAAUAUGAUGCUCCUAUUGUGUUGAGACAAUACAUGGACGAAAUCGAAGGUUUGGUGACAUCCGAGCAAGUUGAGUCAGACACUCGGCGUUCCAUUUCAGGUUUUUGUGUGUUUUUCAACAACUCUUUGGUCUCUUGGAAAUCAAAGAAACAACACACCAUCUCUCGCUCUUCUGCUGAAGCUGAGUAUAGAUCCAUGGCUAAUGCCACCACUGAAGUUAUUUGGCUACUCUCCUUACUCAAAGAACUUAUUUUUCCUCAAACAAAACCAGUUCUUCUCUACUGUGACAGCAAAUCAGCUCUUCAUAUCUCUUCCAAUCUUGUCUUCCAUGAAUGA